Messenger RNA from Tinamus guttatus (white-throated tinamou), 862 nucleotides. Lineage: Eukaryota; Metazoa; Chordata; Aves; Tinamiformes; Tinamidae. The record is from RefSeq and is a predicted model, not a curated record.
AUGAACGCUUGUGAAUCUAUUGAGACUGAAAUACUCUUUCUCGUAGUGUGUUUCAGAAAUUUUUGUACUUGCAAAAGUGGGUUAAUCCUCCCGCUAUUUAAUCCUUUUGAAACAGGAAGCGGGCAGCAGUCAGUGACAGGAGUCGAAGCUUCAGAUGAUGCCAACAGUUACUGGCGGAUUCGUGGGAAAAGCGAUGGCAGCUGCCAGCGAGGAACACCGGUGAAAUGUGGGCAAGCUGUACGGCUCACCCACGUUAACACGGGAAAAAACCUGCACACUCAUCACUUCCCAUCACCACUCUCCAAUAACCAAGAAGUAAGUGCCUUUGGUGAUGAUGGUGAAGGAGAUGACCUGGAUAUAUGGAUUGUGCAGUGCAGUGGGACACACUGGGAGCGGGAUGAUGCCGUGCGCUUCAAACACGUAGGAACUGACGUGUUCCUUUCAAUAACUGGGGAGCAGUAUGGGCAUCCGAUUAGAGGCCAACGGGAAGUUCAUGGCAUGGCUGCUCCUAAUCACCACAACUAUUGGAAAGCAAUGGAAGGAAUUUUCAUCAAACCCAGUAUGGACCCUGCAAAACACGAUGAGCUCUGAAUUGGUCAGAGGAUCCAAAAUGCUUCUGUUUACUCCAAUGUUGGGAGAUGCUAAUCCUUGGUCUCUUAUAAGUCCUGCCUUGUCUAGGUGACUGACUUUCUGUAUUACUGAAGGGCAUUAGUUCGUUCUAGGAAUGCAGCACUUCUGUGAGGAAUGGCAUCUGCCAGGAUUAGACACUGAAAGUUGGCAAAAUCCUCCCUGAAUUUUCGACUUUAGUUGUUGAAAUUAGUCCAUGUUUCUGUUAGUUUUCACUGUAAUUUGUUUUACUUGU